Messenger RNA from Gymnogyps californianus (California condor), 1779 nucleotides. It is a transcript of the gene SLC6A20, whose product is annotated as solute carrier family 6 member 20. The record is from RefSeq and is a predicted model, not a curated record. The coding region runs from base 1 to 1779 and encodes 592 amino acids. NCBI's taxonomy places the organism in Eukaryota, Metazoa, Chordata, Aves, Accipitriformes, Cathartidae. The transcript is spliced from 11 exons. Gene Ontology annotation, biological process: sodium ion transmembrane transport. Gene Ontology annotation, molecular function: L-proline transmembrane transporter activity. Gene Ontology annotation, cellular component: plasma membrane.
AUGGAGAAAUCCCGGCCACUAUGGGACAAUCCCCUGCAGUUUGUUUUUGCCUGCAUUUCCUAUGCCGUGGGGCUGGGAAAUGUGUGGAGGUUUCCAUACUUAUGUCAGAUGUACGGAGGAGGUGGCUUUUUGAUCCCUUAUUUUAUCAUGCUGAUCGCCGAGGGGAUGCCACUGCUCUACCUGGAGCUGGCUGUGGGGCAGCGCAUGCGUCGGGGCAGCAUCGGUGCCUGGAAAAUAAUAAGUCCCUACCUCUGUGGUGUUGGCGUUGCCAGCGUCGUAGUGUCCUUCUUCCUCUCCAUGUACUACAACGUGAUAAACGCCUGGGCCUUCUGGUACCUCUUCCACUCCUUCCAGGACCCUCUGCCGUGGGCCACCUGCCCCCUGAACAGCAACCGCACCGGCUACGAGGCGGAAUGUGAGAAGACGUCAUCCACCCAGUACUUCUGGUACCGGCAGACCCUGAACAUCUCUUCGUCGCUGGAGGCCAGUGGCAACGUGCAGUGGGAGCAGGCGCUCUGCCUGACGCUGGCCUGGCUGGUGGUCUACCUCUGCAUCCUCCGCGGCACUGAGUCCACCGGCAAGGUCGUCUAUGUAACAGCCUCUUUGCCAUACUGUGUUCUCAUCAUAUACCUCAUCAGAGGAUUAACACUUCAUGGAGCUGUGAAUGGGCUUGUCUACAUGUUCACACCAAAGCUGGAGCAGCUGUCGAACCCCAAGACGUGGAUCAGCGCUGCCACGCAGAUCUUCUUCUCACUGGGCCUAGGCUUUGGCAGCCUCAUCGCGUUUGCCAGCUACAACGAGCCCAGCAACAACUGCGAGAGGCACGCCAUCAUCGUCUCCCUGAUCAACAGCACCACGUCCAUAUUUGCCAGCAUCGUGACUUUCUCCAUCUAUGGCUUCAAGGCGACAUUUAACUACGAAAGCUGUAUAAACAAGGUGAUCCUGCUGCUGAUGAAUGCUUUUGACCUGGAGGAAGGCUCUUUAACAGCAGACAACCUCAACGAGAUGAAAGACUACCUCAUGGCCACCCACCCGCAGGAAUACACCCAAUUAUUGCCACAGCUUAGAAACUGCAGCUUGGAAGCUGAACUAGAUACGGCCGUCCAGGGGACAGGACUGGCAUUUAUAGUCUAUUCUGAAGCGAUCAAAAACAUGGAGGUGCCCCAGCUGUACUCCGUGCUCUACUUCGUCAUGCUGCUGAUGCUGGGCAUUGGCAGCAUGCUGGGAAACACCGCCGCUAUCCUCACGCCGCUGACCGACAGCAGGGUCAUUGCCACCCAUUUCCCCAAGGAGGUGAUCUCGGGUGGUGUGUGUUUCAUUAACUGUGUGAUUGGCCUAAUCUUCACCAUGGAGGCUGGAAAUUAUUGGUUUGACAUAUUCAACGACUACGCAGCCACCCUUUCGCUGCUGGUCAUUGUGCUGGUAGAAACCAUUGCUGUGUGUUAUAUCUACGGGAUAAGAAGAUUUGAGAAAGAUCUUCAAACCAUGAUUGGACGCAAGCCAAACUGGUACUGGAAAAUUAUGUGGGCUUUUGCUAGUCCUUUGCUAAUUAUAAGCCUAUUUAUAUUUUACAUCACCGACUAUAUCCUCACAGGAACGCUGCAAUACCAAGCAUGGGAUGCCACACAGGGCCAGCUGGUGACAAAGGAUUACCCGGGCUACGCCCUAGCAGUGAUCGGGCUGCUGGUGGCUGCAUCCACCAUGUGCAUACCCCUGGGGGCACUAGUAACUUUUAUAAGGAAGAGACUGAAGAGGGAAAGCGUUUCAACCGUUGCAUGA